Colossoma macropomum (tambaqui) is the source of this 1083-nucleotide messenger RNA. RefSeq names its product low affinity immunoglobulin gamma Fc region receptor II-a-like. Bases 64 to 1083 code for a protein of 339 amino acids. The record is from RefSeq and is a predicted model, not a curated record. Gene Ontology annotation, biological process: cell surface receptor signaling pathway. NCBI's taxonomy places the organism in Eukaryota, Metazoa, Chordata, Actinopteri, Characiformes, Serrasalmidae. The transcript is spliced from 7 exons. Gene Ontology annotation, molecular function: transmembrane signaling receptor activity.
AAAAAAUGCGUAUCUAAUGAGGCAAAAGCACAGAAGAGCAGCGACCCUUUGGUCAUUUUGUGGAUGCUGAAACUCCAUUGCGCCUGUUUGGAAGUGAUGAGUGUUGAACACAGAGCUCAGUCAGUCAGUCAUUACGGGGACAGUAUGGAGUUCAGGUCACUCUCUGUAAUACUCUCACUGACUGUCCUUAUGCUCAGUGGACAUACUGAUGAUCAGCCAGUGGUUAAAAUUAAAGAGCCUUCUGACCAGAAAGAAAUAUUCAUAGGAGAGACCGUCACUCUAAUGUGUGAAAUAAAGGGAGAAGAAGGCCGGGUGUGGACUUACAGCUGGUAUAAGAAUGGAAAUGUUCAGCCAUCUGAAGAGCAAAGUGAAUACACAUUUAAGGCGACCGAAAUUGACACAGCUGAAUUUACCUGCAAGGGAACACGGACUCAAGGUGACCCAAUGAGCACAAAAAACAGUGGUCCUGUUAAACUGUCUGUGUCAGAUAAACCCAAACCUACACUGACUGUAGAUCCAGAGAGUCCUGUGUUUAGUGGAGAGUCAGUCACUCUGAAGUGUGAGAUUAACCCUCGUGAUGGAUGGACAUAUCAGUGGUAUAAACAGAAUAAACAGAGUAGAUGGACUGCAGUGCCUCAGUCUGAGUAUUACACAGUAAACAGAGACACUCUCACCAUCAGAGAAGAUGCUGUGAUUAAUGGAGAUCAGUAUCAGUGUAGAGGAGAGAGACGUUACAGACCAACAUCAUCACAGUACAGUGACUCUGUUACACUCACUGUAAAGGUUGUACCCAGAGCUACACUGACUGUAGAACCAGAGAGUUCUGUGUUCACUGCAGAGUCAGUCACUCUGAAGUGUGAGAUUAACCCUCGUGAUGGAUGGACAUAUCAGUGGUAUAAACAGAAUAAACAGAGUGGAUGGACUGCAGUGUCUCAGUCUGUGAACUACACUGUAAACAGAGACACUCUCACCAUCAGAGGAGAUGCUGUGAUUGAUGGAGAUCAGUAUCGGUGCAGAGGAGUGAGACGUGGCAUGCUUAAAUCACACUACAGCAACUCUGUUACACUAAUCAUGAAAGUGUGA